AUGGAAAAGGGUCUCUUACAGAAGGACAGAGAAGAGGAAGAGGGUGGUUCAGGGAUAAUAACAUGGAGUUUGUUUCGACAAGAGAUGAAAAUGGUCGGUUAUCUAUCACUUCCUAUGGUUACUGUGACUCUGUCACAGUAUUUUCUACAAAUAAUAUCAAUGAUGAUGGUUGGUCACUUAGGAAAGCUUGCUCUCUCUAGCACAGCCAUUGCCAUAUCUCUUUGUGCUGUAUCUGGCUUCAGUGUCAUUUUUGGAAUGUCAUGUGCACUGGAAACUCAAUGUGGGCAAGCAUAUGGAGCACAGGAAUACAGAAAAUUUGGUGUUCAAAUUUACACUGCUAUGGUCGCUCUUACUUUAGCUUGUGUUCCUCUGACUAUUUUGUGGAUGAACUUGGGGAAGCUCCUUAUUUUACUUGGGCAAGACCCUUUGAUUUCACAAGAAGCUGGAAAAUUUGCUUUGUUCAUGAUCCCUGCUCUCUUUGCUUACGCACCACUUCACUCCUUGGUUCGAUUCUUUUUGAUGCAAAGUUUGAUCAGUCCCCUUGUCGUAAGUUCCUCCAUUACUGUUUGCUUCCAUGUGGCUCUAAGUUGGUUAAUGGUCUUUAAGUCUGGACUUGGUAACAUAGGAGCAGCCUUGUCUAUUGGUACUUCGUACUGGCUCAAUGUGAUAUUACUUGGAUUAUAUAUGAAAUUCUCUCCUGAUUGUGAGAAGACUCGAGUCCCAAUUUCAAUGGAACUAUUCCAUGGGAUUGGAGAAUUCAUCCGCUAUGCCAUUCCUUCAGCUGGAAUGAUUUGCCUUGAAUGGUGGUCAUUUGAGUUACUACUCUUGCUUUCUGGUCUUCUACCAAAUCCAGAGCUAGAAACUUCACUCUUAUCGAUAUGUACUAGAGUUUCAAAUGCAUUAGGAGCUGGAAAUUCACAAUCAGCACGAGUAUCAGUUUAUGCUGCCAUGACUCUUGCAGCCUCCGAGGCCAUUCUGAUCAGCUCAAUCCUUUUUGCUAGCAGGAAGGUUUUAGGUUAUGUAUUUAGCAAUGAACAGGACGUGGUGGAAUCUGUCACAGAUAUGACUCCUCUCUUAAUUCUUUCUGUUAUACUGGACUCCUUACAUGCUACCCUUUCAGGUAUUGCUAGAGGAUGCGGGUGGCAACACUUGGGAGCAUAUAUAAACCUUGGAGCCUAUUAUGUUUUUGGAAUUCCUAUUGGUGCCAUAUUGGGUUUCUGGGUACAAUUAAAAGGAAAAGGGUUGUGGAUUGGAAUACUGACUGGUGCCUUCUGUCAAACAGUAAUGCUAUCUCUCAUAACAGCAAGUACAAACUGGGAAAAACAGCAAAACACUGACAGAGAUUGCACAAUCUUACCAUCUAAGCUACGUGAGAGUGCUUAG
Sphenostylis stenocarpa is the source of this 1383-nucleotide messenger RNA. NCBI's taxonomy places the organism in Eukaryota, Viridiplantae, Streptophyta, Magnoliopsida, Fabales, Fabaceae. The record is from the annotation of a GenBank genome assembly.